AUGGCUCAAGAAGAGCACUUUGAAAGUCUGGAGAUUGUUUACUCAACAAACUACCUCCAGAAUGGACGAUUUGCACGCUUCUUCGAUAAUUUCUUGAAACUCCUUUUAAACUGCUUUUUAAAGCCUCCACGAUGGCUUGUACCUGGAUUUUGUAUGCACGCAUUUGGUUACCAACACCCUUUCUGGCAUAUGCUUUUGAAUUCAUCAGAUCACUUGAUACGAGGAAUGAAUAAAGGGGAGAUAACCGAGACAAAACAUUUGGUGCAAACCACUUCAAGUGUUGUUCAACUUACCCCAGUAUCGCCUCUACCAGAACUGACCUCGUCUGCAACAGUUACACUUUCUUCAAGGAGUGAUAUCAGUGCUUCAUCACCAAGCAGCGUGGUAGCUGACUUGUCAGUUAUUGCAAACCUUCUGCCAAACACAGUUACGCUUUCUUCAAGGAGCGAUAUUAGUGCUUCCUCAGCAAGUAGCGUGGCGGCUGACUUGUCGGUCAUAUCAAACCUUCUGCCCAACACAGAAUCCAAAUGGUCUCGUUGGAGCUCUUGGAGUGACUGCACUAGAACAUGUGGCACUGGUACACGAUAUCGAAACCGAACAUGCGUGGCCAUCAAUGAUAAAGCAGUCUUUGCUCCAAUUUCGUGUGCUGGUAAAUCUAACCAGGUCAAAUUUUGUGCAGAAUGGAGCUGUCCAGAUUGUUCAAGAAACUGUUCAAUUGGAACACUGAACACUGCAUGUGACGCAUGCACAUGUGAUCAUCACGAACUCACUGGACGAGUUUUGACAGACGAUGGCGCACCUUUGUCAGAAGCAAACAUAUCAUUGGCAGAAACACCUUACAACAUUCUUGCCCAGGCGAACAUCAGCGGACAUUUUUCAGUUUUUGGAGUUUGUGCAAUCAAACAACAGCUUCUAGUAACAAAAUCAGGGUUUGUCCCUGUGAAACUAGUAGCAAAUGUUACGACGCCAACAACCGCUACGAUUAUUGCCAAAAUGGAAAUUGCAGUUCCACCAUUCGUAACAGUCCAUCCAGAAAGCAAGAUUCGCAUGCCUGGUCAAAGAGUGACAUUUUGUUGCUACGGUGAUGGAAAUCCCCCACCAGAAGUUGAAUGGUUUAAAGAAAAUAACAUCAUCGACAAAGAAAUGUUUACCUACAAUAACACCCUUGAAAUAAGUGACGUGACCGGUCUAAAUGGAACUUUCCGUUGUCGAAUGGUAAACGAUUUUGGCUCGGAGUUCUCUAACCCAGCUGAAUUGAAUUUAAUAGAAAAUUCAGACGACUCCUGCUCCUCGAAGCCAAAUUCCAAGAACACUACAUUGCCCUCUGGUUGCGUUGUGAGUGGCACACAGUCUUCUAUCGUGGACGUAGGAGAAUGUGAACCUGCUAAAUGUAUAAAGAGAGCUCUUAACGUAAGUGCGUCCUGCUCGGGUCCUUCGCUUUGUUGUGGGCCUCUCUCCUAUGAAAGUGUUUCAGUUCAGUGUGGGGCUUUAAUGUCGUUUAACAUCUUUAAGGUGAAAACGUGUGCUUGUGGAAACUGUAAAAAGCAACAAGCAAUUGUAGAAGGCAUCGCCAUUAGUGAAGGCGGACGAAGGGUCCCUUCAGUGGAUGUGUUCUUUGGUGAGCAAUCAGUUGGCAAGACUGACUCAAAUGGAAUGUUCUCAUUUAUCGUUCCAAGAUCUACGAAAAGGGCUGUAGUUACUUUUAAAGACCUGGUAAAUCAAAGGUAUGAAGAGGAAACCAGAAUUUUUUUGUUAAGUGAAGGAGAGAUGGCAACAUAUAGAGUUAAGCUGAGACCUAAACCAGAACCUAUCUCUUUUAAUGCUUCUGAGCCACUUGAUUUGCCAUUGGGCGGUGCAGCGGAUAACUUUGCUGACCUUGAAUUACCAGAAAACUCCCUUUUAGCUGAAGAUGGAUCUGUCUUUAAAGGAAAUGCCAAGGUUAGUCUCAGCAUUGCCGAUCCCCGCAAUCAGUCUGAUAUCGAUUCUGCUCCUGGAGAUUUUUCAACGAUUAGCGAGGAUGGCGAUGAGGAAAUACUUGAAACAUUCGGCAUGAUUAAGCUUAAUCUGGAAGAUGACAAUGGCAAGCCACUCUCCGUGUCAAAACCUAUGAACGUGUACUUAGAUCCAGGAAAGCUCAAUUUGUCGUUGUCUGAUGGUAAUGUAUCCAUAAAACUCUACUGGUUAGACAGAAAAACAGGACGAUGGAGGGAGGCGGGAGAUUUUUUUCUCAAAGAUGGAGACAAACGAAGGCGUAAACGUUCUAAUCGUAUAUUUCUUGCUGGAACUGUGACCCCUUCCAUCGCCAAGAGAAACCUCAAUUUUGAUAAACCAAAACAAAGAGUUGGUUUAAGAGUAACAACAACCAAAGAUGAUGAAACGGGUGUCAUAGUGAGAGUUAUUCGUGAAGAUCACCACGGGUAUGUUGAGGCCCCGAUUAGGAAUGGUGUAGCAUGCAUUCCAAUUUGGAAAGACACUAUCUGUCUUGUUCAAGCUGAAAAAGAUAAUAUGUACUACAUUCCUGAUCCAUCGGCGGACUACAGUCACGUCAAUUCUUAUGGUAUAAAAUCGUUCGUGGACAAUGGUGGUAUCAGCAACAUAAGUUCUUUCAGAUUCAAGAGCAGCCUUGUAAAACCGAGAGGGCCUAUUUAUUAUGAUGAUACUGGAGGCAGCGGAACAGAGAUGAACACAUGUCGCGCACCUCUGAAUAGCGCAUAUUCCAUACAGUUUACAUUUAAACCACCUCCCCUUAUUAAAAAGGAAUACCAAUUGCUCAGUUAUCGAAGUCGUAAUGAAUGGUAUUACGAUUAUGGUGGAGAAGACGCCGCAACUUGUUUAAUUAAAGUUAAAAUCGUCAAUGGAGGAAAGUUAAUGAUGAUGGCUUCCAGCUAUAGUAAAAUGGACACUAAUCGCACUGGAAACUACGGCUUUCAUCUCAGAAUGUCCACUGCAGUUGUAGAAAAAGAUAACGAAGAAAAAAUUUCUCCAAAUGUCUCGGUUGUUUGCCUUCAGAUCAGAUGUCCACGGCGAGAUGAUCCAACAGUACUCCUUUUGACACCCAUGAACACGACGAUGACAGCUCAGUGCAGUGACAUCACGGGCCUUGAAAAUCCACUUAAUCGUAUAACGUUGAUAAACUCACAACAGAAAAUUUUCGAUAAGUACUGCGAAAAUGUUCAAUUGCCGCAGUCGAAAGGUCAAGAAAAGUGGUAUUGCAUCCCAGAUCUCACAGUCCAUGAUAUCCUCAAAGAAUUCGUAGAUCCACUGAUCGCCGACGCAAAAUGCCUAUAUGGUGACAAAAAGUACGUAAAAACUGCUGCGGCAUACCCGGAUAGUCCUUCUCUAGAAAUCGAUUGUAGGUAAAUCAAGAUGAUACCCUUAACUGGACUUUUUUUAAACGAGUCGAAGUAAAAGAGGAAAAUGACUUUGAUGAAUGGCAUGUGGUAUGACUUGCGGAUUGACCUAAUUUGGAUUGACGUAGGUCCAAAAACAAAUUUCUAUGACCAGUUUUGGUGAUAUUUCGGAUAAGGGAUUCAACAAAAUUUUUGGUCCAUACAUGAAAUCUUUACGGCAAUUUUGUUUGCUUUAUGGGUUUUCGUGAAGGAAUCAAUAAAAAUGCUCUUUCAAGAAGACGGAACCAUUUCGCAAAAGAAAUUGAUUAGGUAUAAGAAACUGUCUUGUAAAGCUGAAUUCAGCAUAUGAUAAGAUGGGUGUAGAUUCGGAAAGGGAACGUAAGCGCAUGGGCGAGACGUUAAAAGUUUUUCUUGAGGUCACUUUCGUCACGGACUCAAAGACAUGUAAGCAAAUUUCACUGGAAGUGAAUCGUUAGAUUUCGAUGAAACCUUUCAGGACAAUUGUAAUAUGUCAUUGGACAGGUGCUCAAAAUGUUUAUAAUGAAGGAAGUGAUUAGCA
Molecule: messenger RNA, 3909 nt
Organism: Stylophora pistillata
Lineage: Eukaryota; Metazoa; Cnidaria; Anthozoa; Scleractinia; Pocilloporidae
Product: cartilage intermediate layer protein 1
Source: RefSeq, a predicted model, not a curated record